UUUUUUAUCGCGCGUCAGUUGAAUGUUGCUUAAUCGCAUAUUCGUUUGAAUAGAAAUUACGUGAAGCCUUGGUUCACAUGAUACGGUGUGUUCCUUUUGAUACGUCGCGAAUGCGUAGCCGAACAUCGAGUUUGACAAGAAGUAAAUAGCUACAUAUAGAGCUAGUGUUGUGUUAGCUUCCAAAGCAAUCAGGCGCAGAAUACAGUUGCUCUGCUCCAUUCUUUCUCUAUAUCAUUUUUUUGUUUAUUUUUGUUUUCCUUAUCUUGAUUUUGUAUCAGGAACAAUUGUGAUUUAAAUUUCUGUUGUUACUCGUUACAUUCAUUUUAAAAUCCAAGCAGAAUCGCAUUUGAGCACCAUCGUUGUGUUUUUUUUUCAAGCUUUAAUUAUUAUAUCAUUGAAUUUUGGCAUAAAUUACUCCCUUCUCUUUGCUGUGUGUCUUUCGAAUCACUUUCGAAUCAUACUCACUAAAGAAUUAUAGGAGCGAAAAAAGCACCAGAGUGUUUUUUUUAUUCAAUUGAACUUGAAAAUAAGAACAACAUUUGCUAAGGCGAAUCGAGCAUAUCAUUUUUUUAAGUCACUAGACGAACGCUUUUGAAUCCAGUGAAGGAGUUUGACACUUGAUAUACGCUUGUGCAGGCACACUUGUUGUUUUUUCUAUUCGUUAGUUCUAUUGGCUUAAGAGAGGCAAAAAAAUGUCUGGUGAAUAUCGUACUGAAAGUGAUACUUUUGGUGAAUUAAAAGUACCCGCCGAUAAGUACUAUGGCGCGCAAACGAUGCGUUCAAAAAUCAACUUUCCGGUUGGUGGCGAUCGGGAGCGUAUGCCGAAGCCGGUCAUCGUUGCGAUGGGCGUUUUGAAGAAGGCUGCCGCUGAGGUGAACAAGGAAUUUGGACUCGAUAUAAAGGUCGCCGAUGCCAUUUCAAAGGCAUGUGACGAUGUCAUUUCGGGCGAACUGUAUGAUAACCAUUUCCCAUUGGUUAUUUGGCAAACUGGAUCUGGUACUCAAACCAACAUGAAUUGCAAUGAGGUCAUUAGUAACCGUGCCAUUGAAUUAUUGGGUGGGAAAUUGGGAAGCAAAACGCCCGUUCAUCCCAACGAUCAUGUAAACAAAUCUCAAAGUUCAAACGAUACCUUCCCAACUGCUUCGCAUAUCUCGGUUGCCGUUGAGUUGAACAAUACGUUGAAGCCAGCUUUGAAGAUUUUGCACGAUGCUCUCGAUGCAAAGGCAAAAGAGUUCAAAGACAUCAUUAAAAUUGGCCGUACGCACACAAUGGAUGCAGUUCCGUUGACAUUGGGCCAAGAAUUCAGCGGAUAUGCUCAACAAAUUAAGUAUGCCAUUGAUCGUGUUGACAGCGUAUUGCCACGCAUUUACGAAUUGGCAAUUGGCGGUACUGCUGUUGGAACUGGCUUGAAUACUCGUAUCGGAUUCGCCGAGAAAAUGGCUGCCAAAAUUGCACAACUCACGAAAUUGCCAUUUGUCAGUGCACCCAACAAGUUUGAAGCGUUGGCCGCUCGUGAUGCAUUGGUUGAGGUUUCCGGCUGUUUGAAUACGAUUGCCGUGAGUCUCAUGAAAAUCGGAAACGACAUUCGAUUCUUGGGCUCUGGGCCGCGAUGUGGUUUGGGCGAAUUGAGUUUGCCAGAAAAUGAGCCGGGUAGCUCAAUUAUGCCGGGCAAAGUGAAUCCAACGCAAUGCGAAUCAUUGACCAUGUUGUCAGCACAAGUUAUGGGAAACCAUGUGGCUGUUACAAUCGGUGGAGCCAACGGACAUUUUGAACUUAACGUCUUCAAACCAUUGAUCGUCUCGAAUGUUUUGAGAUCAAUCAGAUUGAUUGCUGAUGGAUCCAAGAACUUUACAAGCAACUGUGUGUCAGGUAUUGAAGCUAAUCGUGACAAUAUUGCUAGGAUUAUGAAUGAAUCGUUGAUGUUGGUGACAGCACUUAAUCCACACAUUGGCUACGAUAAAGCAGCUAAAAUCGCCAAAACUGCCCACAAAGAAGGAACCACUCUCAAGGAGUCGGCGAUUAAAUUGGGAUAUUUAACCGAAGAGCAAUUCAAAGAAUGGGUUCGACCAGAAGAUAUGUUAGGUCCAAAAUAAGUCAAUUCCAUCUGAAGAGUAAUAAGCAUUCAUUAUGUAAUGCAGAAAAUUUCUAUUCAAAAUUACAGCAUCAAAUGUAUAAUUUCUUCAUGUUUUUUAAUGCAAUAAACAAGUCGAGUUUCUGUUGAUUAAUUUAAUCAAA
Molecule: messenger RNA, 2235 nt
Organism: Sitodiplosis mosellana (orange wheat blossom midge)
Lineage: Eukaryota; Metazoa; Arthropoda; Insecta; Diptera; Cecidomyiidae
Product: fumarate hydratase, mitochondrial-like
Exons: 6
Coding region: 693-2093 (466 amino acids)
Biological process (GO): malate metabolic process; fumarate metabolic process; tricarboxylic acid cycle
Cellular component (GO): mitochondrion; tricarboxylic acid cycle heteromeric enzyme complex
Molecular function (GO): fumarate hydratase activity
Source: RefSeq, a predicted model, not a curated record